Molecule: messenger RNA, 3615 nt
Organism: Aspergillus campestris IBT 28561
Lineage: Eukaryota; Fungi; Ascomycota; Eurotiomycetes; Eurotiales; Aspergillaceae
Product: ribosome biosynthesis protein KRE33
Exons: 2
Coding region: 189-3398 (1069 amino acids)
Biological process (GO): rRNA acetylation involved in maturation of SSU-rRNA
Cellular component (GO): nucleolus; 90S preribosome
Molecular function (GO): 18S rRNA cytidine N-acetyltransferase activity; ATP binding; tRNA binding
Source: RefSeq, a predicted model, not a curated record
CAAUCUUGCAAUUCGAUUCCCACCAACCGGCCACUCUCUCUCCUCCCGAUUUCUCAAGGGUUUGGACUGUCCCACGGAGGACGCAAGGUUGUGUGUGGGCAACGGUUUCCCCGUCAAUAUCUCGAUACCGUUUCGUUUGCGCUACCGCCGAUAUACCGAUAAUCUCGUGAAGCCGACAGCUGCCCAUCAUGCCUCGCAAGGCGAUCGAUUCGCGAAUCCCCGCGCUCAUUCGGAAUGGCGUGCAGGAAAAGAAACGAAGCUUCUUUGUGAUCGUCGGCGACCGCGCCAAGGAUGUCAUCGUCAAUCUCCACUAUCUCAUGUCGAGCGCCGAUGUCAAACAGAAUAAGUCCGUUCUCUGGGCGUACAAGAAGGAUCUGCUAGGCUUCACCAGUCACCGGAAGAAGCGUGAGGCGCGCAUCAAGAAGGAAGUCAAGAGAGGCAUCCGGGAGCCCAACUCGGAGGAUCCGUUCGAACUGUUCAUCACCCUCAACCAGAUCCGCUAUGUCUACUACAAGGAGACGGAGAAGAUUCUUGGUAACACCUACGGAAUGUGUAUUCUCCAGGAUUUCGAAGCCAUGACGCCCAACCUGCUUGCCCGAACGGUGGAGACCGUCGAGGGUGGAGGAAUGGUCUUGCUGCUCUUGAAGAGCAUGAACAGCUUGAAGCAGCUCUACACCCUGUCGAUGGACAUCCACUCGAGAUACCGCACGGAAGCCCACGAUGAUGUCGUUGCCCGGUUCAACGAACGCUUUAUCCUGUCCCUAGGCAGCUGCGAGUCGUGUCUGGUCCUCGAUGACGAGAUGAACGUCUUGCCCAUCUCCGGAGGCAAAAACGUGAAGCCGCUUCCGCCCCCGGAGUCGGUAGAUACGACCAGCACGCCUGCCCAGAAGGAACUCAAGGCAAUCAAGGAGAGUCUGGCAGAAACGCAGCCGAUCGGAUCGCUGGUCAACCUGGCCCGGACCGUCGACCAGGCGAAAGCACUGUUGACUUUCGUUGACUCCAUCACGGAAAAGACGCUUCGCAACACGGUGGCGCUGACCGCCGCGAGAGGUCGUGGUAAGUCCGCGGCUCUUGGUGUGGCCAUUGCGGCCGCCGUCGCGCAUGGGUACAGCAACAUCUUCAUCACCUCCCCGAGCCCGGAGAACUUGAAGACUCUUUUCGAGUUCAUCUUCAAAGGAUUCGACGCGCUUGGGUAUCUCGACCACGUCGAUUACACCAUCCUGCAGUCGACCAACCCCGACUUCAACAAGGCAGUCGUGAGGGUCAACAUCCACCGCCAACACCGCCAGACUAUCCAGUAUAUCCAGCCCCAGGACGCCCACGUUUUGGGCCAGGCAGAACUGCUCGUCAUUGAUGAAGCCGCUGCGAUCCCGCUUCCCCUGGUCCGCAAGCUCAUGGGACCCUAUCUGGUCUUCAUGGCGUCUACCAUCAACGGUUACGAAGGAACGGGCCGGUCUCUCUCCCUGAAACUGAUUCAACAGCUCCGAGAGCAGUCAAGGGGUGGCCUCAAGACCAAUGGCCAGGAGGACAUCGAUGUCGCCGAUCGCGCCACGGGCAAGGCUGCGAAGAACUCGGAGAAAAGCUUGGGUGGUCGGUCUCUGAAGGAGAUCACUCUGUCCGAGCCUAUUCGAUAUGCCCCGGGAGACCAUGUGGAGAAAUGGCUGAACAGAGUCUUGUGUCUCGACGCAACGCUGCCCAAGUCCAAGAUCAACACCCAGGGCUGCCCGCACCCCUCGAAGUGUCAACUCCUGCAGGUCAACCGAGACACCCUGUUCUCCUUCCAUCCCGUCUCCGAGAAGUUCCUCCAGCAAAUGAUGGCCCUGUAUGUCGCGAGUCACUACAAGAACACCCCCAACGAUCUGCAGUUGAUGAGCGACGCUCCGGCGCAUCAGCUCUUCGUUCUCGUGCCGCCCAUCGACGAAGCCGCAACCAAACUCCCCGAACCCCUCUGUGUCGUCCAAGUGGCGCUGGAAGGUCGCAUUAGCAGACAGAGUGUGCUCAACGCCCUGAGCCGCGGCCAGCGAGCCGGCGGCGAUCUCAUCCCUUGGCUGGUGAGCCAGCAGUACCAGGACGAGGACUUCGCAGGCCUGUCGGGCGCCAGAAUCGUCCGCAUCGCCACGAACCCCGAGUACAUGAACAUGGGCUAUGGAUCGCGCGCUUUGGAGCUGCUGAUCGAUUUCUACGAAGGCAAAUUCACCAGUCUGUCGGAAGAUGCCGAGCAGGCUCAGGAGCACAUGGUCCGGGUCACCGACGCAGAGCUUACCAACUCCAGCCUCCUGGACGACAACGUUCAUGUCCGCGACAUCCGCUCUAUGCCCCCUCUCUUCGGCAAACUGUCCGAGCGCCGCCCCGACGCCCUGGACUACGUCGGCGUCAGCUACGGACUGACCCCCUCCCUGCACAAGUUCUGGAAGCGCUCCGCCUUCGCCCCCGUCUACCUCCGCCAGACGCCCAACGAGCUCACCGGCGAGCACUCCUGCGUAAUGCUGCGCACCCUCUCCCCGGGGUCCAACGACCCCGCCUGGCUGGGCGCCUUCGCGCGCGACUUCCACAAGCGCUUCCUCGCCCUCCUCUCCUACCAAUUCCGCGAAUUCCCCUCCGUGCUUUCCCUCAGCAUCUGCGAAUCCGCCAACGCCGGCGCCAAGCUGGACGCCGCCACGACGACCGCCCUCCUCAGAAAGGCCGACCUUGACGCCGCCUUCUCCCCCUUCGACCUCAAGCGCCUCGACAGCUACGCCAACAACCUCCUCGACUACCACGUCAUCCUCGACAUGGUCCCCACCAUCGCAGAGUACUACUUCGCUGGCCGCCUCAACGGCCGAGUCAGCCUCUCGGGCGUGCAGCAGUCCAUCCUGCUCGCCAUCGGCUCGCAGCGCAAGAAUCUCGAAUCCCUCCAGUCAGAGCUGAGCCUGCCCUCGUCGCAGCUUCUCGCCAUGUUCCUCAAGAUCGUCCGCAAGAUGUCCUCGCACUUCCGCAACCUCGUCGAGGGCGCCGUCGCCGAUACUCUCCCCGCGGAGAAAAUCCCCGUCAGCAACGCCGCGAACGACGCCCACGACGAGUCCAUCGACGAGCGCUUCAAGCCCCUCGCUCAGAACCUGGACGACGAGCUCCGCGAGGGCGGAAAGCAGGUGAACGACGAGAUGCGCGAGAAGCAGCGCGCUCUGAUCGACUCUUUGCCGCUUGAGCAAUACGCAAUCAAUAACGGCGACGCCAGCUGGGAAGAAGCCGAGAAGCAAGUCCGCGGCGGAGGCGCCUCCACCGUCAGCAUCAAGUCGUCCAAGCAGAGUAAGCGCAAGAAGGGCGAAUCCGCCCGCGAGCUCUUCGACACGGAGGUCGACUCCAAGAGACAGAAGAUUAUCAAGAAGGGGACGGAGGGGAAGAAGAAGAGCAAGCAUUGAUUAGAGGUAUUCUUUGUUUUUUGUCUUGCAAAGCUGUUGGUUUGGUUUCAAUAACCCAACUAGCCCUAUGGAAUGCAAUAUGGCGUCGUGUGGUUUCCUUUUUCCUUCCUUGUUGUGUAUGUGUGUAUGUGCAUUUUUACGAUAAUUGGCGUUUUUUCAUUUGGCUGUUUUAUAUAUCCAUUAGAUAUUUACUGUGUUGCAGUGAUAUUGAAGAGAG